CAUUAUAUUUUGUCCUCCAGAUCAUGGCCCAUUUAAACCUGCACUUCGGUUUUCUGUUAGCCAGACAAAGGAAUAGUGGGCUCAGUAGGUUAAAUUAAAUGAUUGUGGAGUGUUGACGGCAGUCAUGCAACAACCAGACUGUGUUUAAAAAAAUUCUGUUUCACUGAAAUGUUUUGGGGGUAAAUGUGCCAUUGCUAGUCUUUACCAAAACGUGACGAUUAAAUGUCAGUCUGACCAGUAUCACCCGCAGCCCAGAAAUAAACGUGUUUUUUUUAAAAAAAAGCAUUUCCCUCUCGGGCUCGCUGUUAAAGUUCUGUCAGGGUCCAUCGAAGCGGCUUGAAGACUGCACCGGCCGCUAAGUAAAUAGACGCGGUUGCUGGUGAGUGUUUCAAAUGACAGCGGGAACCUGCAGCUUCUGAACCAGGAAGAGGAACAGGUUCGGCGGCGAUGGCCGCGGUGCUGCUGCACGUUCUUGGCGCCUUCAGGCCUGGAGAUGCGGGGAACCGCGGCGGUCCCAGGAAUGCCGAAAGCCCCGGGACCGCUGGAAGUCUCGGGAAUAAUAGAAACCCCAGUGGUUUGGGGGAUUCUGCGAACACACCACCCUGCGAUCCCAGGAGUUCUGUUGAUACUGUGAAGACUGGAGAUUUCACGAACAUUAGAAGUUCGGGGAACUCUGAAGAUCCCAGGAAUGUUGGAGAUUCCAAGAUUGCUGUAGAUCCCGGGAAAGCCGUAGAUUCCAGAGACAAUGGAGACGCCAGGACUACUAUAAACUCCGGGAACACUGAAGAUCCCGGCAAUGCUGUAAACCUCGGGAAUACUGAAGAUCCGGAGAAGACUGUAGGUCCCGGUGAAGCUGAGGGUCCCGUGAGUUCGGUGGAUCCCGGGAUCUGGGGCGGCUCGGACAUGGGGGGCUGCCUGUUGCUGGGGACCAGGUCCCAGGCCAAGACCUGGCUACUGUUCCAGGCGGCCGCCGCGGUGGCGGGCCGAGACGGGGGGCGGGUGCUCCUACUCGCCCCCCGCCCGGUACGGGCGCUGCCCGCCCCCCUGCUGCAGCUGGAGCCCCCCGGCCUGCGACGACUGCAGUUGGUGUACCCCCGCUCGGCCCGGCAGCUGCUGCACGCCGUGGCCUCCAUACACGAAAGUCCGGCCAGGCCGCCCGCCCUCAUCCUUCUGGACGGCGCCGACGAGUUCCUGCGGGGGGACCGGGACGUGGGCGGAGAGGCGGCCCUGCUCGCUGCCCUGCUGCGGGACACUGCGGCCUGGGCCAACGGGAGGCAUUCCCCCAGCACCCAGUGCCAGGUCAUUGUAACCCUGCAGACUCUAACUCAAAUGGAGAAUACUGCCGAUCUGGGCCUCCAAGUGUUGGAGCGUUACUUCUCAGUGAAGUGUAUGGUGAACGAGCAACAGUGUCACGUGGAAGGGGCUCAAAGUUACCUCGUUUCUUUCUCUGGACUGGUGAAGAAGGAGAUUGGAGGGGUGCAUGUUCCUCAAAUCAAGAAGGACUACACCUGGGAACUGCUUUUUGAGGGUGAUAAUAUUUCAGGAAUCCAUCGUGUAAGAAGGGAAGAGAGGGAACGUGAAGUAGUCCAGGACAAGUGAGGACAGCAGGAAGGAUCGUUCGACUGAUUGAUGGCCAAUUUUCAAAUGUGAGAGCAUUCAAGACACAUUUGACAUUUUCUAUUUUAGUGCCCAACUCCACAUUGAGGACCGAUGCUGUCUUUGUUGCCACUGUUCCAUUUGUAAAAGAGACAGUUUACUAAGGUACUUAGCGCAUAGUAAAGGUGCCAGGUAUUUAACAAGACAAUAGAUAUGUUCGUCAUUAAUGUGUUGGUAAUAGUAAAACAAAAUGUCACCCUGCUAAUGGGUAUCAGGUAAGAGAGUGUGGGAGACACUCAUCUGGUUAGGAGAGAAAAUAGCACUAUUAACAUUUCAGGAUGAUGUCUUUCUGUCUUUAUUCUCAAAGUACCGGUGGUGUCCAAACUGUGUUGGAUUUUGUGAUUCGGCUAGGAGGUCCGAAGAGUGAAAAUCUUCAGUGGAUCAGUUACCAUUGCCAACUUGUGUAUAAAGUUGACUACUAUAGUAUACAACCUUUCUAACCCAACAAAGACAAUUCCCGGCAGAUACGCCAUGGCAAGCCUUUAGACUGAGACCAAAGUUGCAAGUGAAGUUUGGAGGGCAAAGAUCCUCAACACCAGAAAAUGCAAGAGUUCAGAAAGAAAGAGUUUAAUGUUUCAAGGCAAAGACUGGAAAAGAAAAAAAAGUCAGUUCAUUUUAUGCGGCAGAGGGAGAGAUGUACAAUAUAGGUAUCACAACAUGCUGUGUGUUUCCAGCAGUUUUUGUUUGAGUUUUAGAUUUCCUUUGGAUAGUCUUGACUGCUCGAGUGACUAAUCAGACAAUGUAUUCCAAUAGGAUGAGCUUUAGGAAAGAGGCUUCCAUCUCCACAUUAGUUAAUAACAAUAUCGUUAAUCACAGCCAAAAGGGAAAUCUUAAUGGCUCUAAUGGUCAGAGGCAAAAUAAAACAGGUCGCAAACAGGCUCAAUGCUAGAGAUCACAGCUUCUGCUACAGAGCACACAGAGGGGCUUAUUUAUCUGCCCUCCCGCAGUUCUUUUCAAUUUUACUUAUAAGCGCUGAAUAAAGAAAUAUUUAUUUUAUGAUUACAGUCCUGCCUUUAACUUCACCACAAGCCAUGUUGGAAAACCGAGGCCCAAAAUCCUCACCUCGGGGAUAAUUAAUCUGCUUUGAAGUCUUUUGGCACAAGCUAUGUAUUUCUUUACGUGAUCAAGAAAGGUUUGGACAGGACAGUUUUCCUCUUCAGGAAGGGUCGUAUUCAUCACAAUUUCCUGUUGCUGCCAGAUUGAUCUCCAUUUGGAAAUGUUUAUAAGUAUCAGUUCAGUAAAUAUUCAAGUUUUUCUAUAACAGCCCCAGGACUGACUGGUUGCUAAUGUACGGUGUUCAGACAGAAACAUUGGUCAGAUACUGAGGAUGGGUCCAGUCUCUGUAUUCAAAAAGAGCAGCUGCCAUUGAAGGAUAUGGUAACCAUUUCUUUUAAGAGAGGUUUAAAAGAAACCAAUUGAGUUUUAUUUUUCAAGCCAGUUUGAAGAAUUAUUUCUUGAUGUUGCCUUUUAUACUACCUUGGAAUAAAAAAUAACUUUUUU
Mobula hypostoma (lesser devil ray) is the source of this 3156-nucleotide messenger RNA. RefSeq lists its product as uncharacterized. The transcript has 2 exons. Gene Ontology annotation, biological process: double-strand break repair via homologous recombination. Gene Ontology annotation, molecular function: single-stranded DNA binding. Lineage: Eukaryota; Metazoa; Chordata; Chondrichthyes; Myliobatiformes; Myliobatidae. Gene Ontology annotation, cellular component: Shu complex. The coding region runs from base 448 to 1599 and encodes 383 amino acids. The record is from RefSeq and is a predicted model, not a curated record.